This is a messenger RNA of Cylicocyclus nassatus, 903 nucleotides long. The record is from the annotation of a GenBank genome assembly. Lineage: Eukaryota; Metazoa; Nematoda; Chromadorea; Rhabditida; Strongylidae.
AUGAGAACAGUUCUGUUGUUGACGAUUUGUUAUCUCGUUUCACCAUGUGUGCAUAAAAAUGAGAAAUACAAGGAUGGCGAUACAUGGGUGGUGCGGUCGACAUUUGUAAUGAAAUGCCGGAUAAGACCAGAUGGAUCGUGGAAUACAAUAAUAAUUGGAUGCAGGACAGCAAGAGGAGUUGUCGUGAAGCCUGGAGAGGUCAUAUCGGAAGGAGAUACUACAUACGAAUGCAGGGCAUUGAGAGAUGGAAAAGUGGAGAUCAAAAAGACCUAUCAGAAAUCAAGGAGGCAAGAAAGCUGCGAAGGACAUGAUAUAGGAGAAGAAUGGGUUUCGCAACGAAAUUUCCGCAAGACAUGCACUGAAAAAGGAGCACGUAUAAUUGCAUGUGUAACUGAUGCUGGCAUUGAUAUUCCGCUCAACGAGCAUUUGGUUCUAUCAGGCAUUGAGUACACUUGCACGCGCUUUCCUAAUGGCACAGUGACGAUCAAUCGAGAAGGCUUACCUACUCCAACCAACUUCAAGAGCGAUCUAAAACCAGUCGAGGUGUUUGGACCUAUGUGGAAAAACUUCGGUCCCAUUGGAAGUCUGCUGCCAGCAGAGACAGAAGGUGAUCGCAGGCCGACAAUAAAUGUUCACGCCGCACUCUUGACGGAACGUUUGGUCAAAAGAGAUUCACCGAAAACAUGCGCCAGCAACGGUCAAAUCCACCAGCUUGGGGAAACUUGGAUCUCUGAAAAUCGUUUCACAAAGAAGUGUAUGAAUGACGGUUCUGUCAUCAUUCUGAAUUGCUUGAUCGACGACAAAACAAAAAUCGACGUGAACACGGAGGUGAAACUCGGUCAAAACGUUUACAAAUGCUUCCGGGAGCAAGAAAUCGUGCGCUUCAGAAUUGAGCCACAGUGA